Messenger RNA from Ictidomys tridecemlineatus (thirteen-lined ground squirrel), 2088 nucleotides. RefSeq names its product NK2 homeobox 3 (gene Nkx2-3). Gene Ontology annotation, molecular function: DNA-binding transcription factor activity, RNA polymerase II-specific; RNA polymerase II cis-regulatory region sequence-specific DNA binding. Lineage: Eukaryota; Metazoa; Chordata; Mammalia; Rodentia; Sciuridae. Gene Ontology annotation, cellular component: nucleus. Gene Ontology annotation, biological process: cell differentiation; regulation of transcription by RNA polymerase II. The record is from RefSeq and is a predicted model, not a curated record.
UGUAACAAAACCCAGACCCCCAGAUCCCGGCCAAUGGAGGCGAUUUAGACUGGAGCGGGACCGCGUCUGUCAAAAACCCGACUGGGCAGCAACCGCAGAGUCCAGAAGGAGAACGGGAGUCGCCGCGCUGCCUCCCCGCCCCCGCCGGGAUUUAUUGAGUAUUUGGACUGGACAAUUAAGUGGCCCUGAUGAUGUUACCAAGCCCGGUCACCUCCACCCCUUUCUCAGUCAAAGACAUUUUGAAUCUGGAGCAGCAGCACUUACACGGGGCGCACUUGCAGACAGACUUGGAGCACCACUUCCACUCCGUGCCCUGUAUGCUGGCCGCAGCUGAGGGAACGCAAUUUUCUGACGGAGGGGAGGAGGACGAGGAAGAAGAAAGGGAGAAACUGUCCUAUUUGAACUCACUAGCCACAGCCGACGGCCAGGGGGAUUCGGGUCUCUGUCACCAGGGCUAUGUCCACUCGGUCCUUCGAGACUCGUGCAGCGGGCCCAAGGAACAUGAAGAGGAGGUCGUGAGAGAUCGGAACCAAAAAAACUGUCAGCUAAAGAAGCCUCUAGAGACAACCGGAGACUGUAAGGCGGCGGAGGAGAGCGAGAGGCCAAAGCCACGCAGCCGCAGGAAGCCCCGAGUCCUCUUCUCACAAGCCCAAGUCUUUGAGCUAGAACGCAGGUUCAAGCAGCAGAGGUACCUGUCGGCGCCCGAGCGCGAGCACCUCGCCAGCAGCCUGAAGCUUACGUCCACGCAGGUGAAAAUCUGGUUCCAGAAUCGCAGGUACAAGUGCAAGAGACAGCGGCAGGACAAGUCUCUGGAGCUGGGAGCACAUGCACCGCCGCAGCCGCCGCGCCGUGUCGCGGUACCGGUGCUGGUGCGGGAUGGCAAACCGUGCGUCACGCCCAGCGCUCCGGCCUACGGCGCACCGUACAGUGUGGGCGCUGGCGCUUACUCGUACAACAGCUUCCCUGCGUACGGCUAUGGGAACUCCGCCGCCGCGGCGGCCGCCGCCGCAGCAGCAGCCGCCGCCGCUGCCGCGGCCUACAGCGGCAGCUAUGGCUGUGCCUAUCCCACAGGCGGCAGUGGCGGUGGGGGGGCUUCUGCUGCGGCCACCACCAUGCAACCCGCCUGUAGCGCGACCGGAGGCGGCCCCUUCAUGAACGUGAGCAACCUGGGAGGCUUCGGCGGCGGUGGCGGCUCACAGCCAUUGCACCAGGGUGCUACAGCCGGGACCGCGUGUGCACAGGGUACCUUACAGGGCAUACGGGCCUGGUAAGGACCAGUCGGAUCACGCGGCGGGCGCCUACCGCAGCCUGGAGCCGCGGGAACGCAGCGCGAGAAAGGCCGGACCCAAGGGCCAGGUCCCCUCGUUAAAAUAUAUUAUGUAUACAUAUGUCUCGCUCCCCAGGGCUCAGAAUCGCAGCCCACUCGAGGCCUGGGGAUGGCGACUCAGGGGCAAGGAGGAUGCCCGAGUCCGGUUGCCAAAACCGUUUUUCGAGUCAGAAACUCCCUGCCUGGGCGCCAGGGAGGACUCUAACCCCUACCCUGGCCCCGAGGGGAAUGCAGGAGGCUGGGACUCUGGCUGCCGUUUGUUCUCCCCAAAACAAGAAGGGUUUCUCUCCCUCCAUCUUCCUGUGGCCUCCGCAAAGCGUUGGCGGGGAACCCGGACCUAAAAGAAAAAGAAAACAGAAAGGCAUGAAAGAGAAAAAUGGGGAUCGUGGCUUGAGAAAUAUCAGGCUUUACCGACCCUCUGUCCCCUUUGCGGGGCUCAGAGCUCCACACUACAGUGAAUUUUCGUUUUCCAACUGCCUCCCCUCCAUAGCGGAGACUUUGGCCCAGAUCUCCAGAGAUUGUCAGGGGACUCAGGACUCCGCGAAGAAAACCAGCCAAGUGAGAUCAAAAGUUGGGGGAGGGGGCGCUGAGCUAAUCCAAGACCUGGUGACCCAUUGGAGAUGUUACCAGGUUUCCUUUCUGUUUCGUAUUCUGUAUUCAGCACAUAUUAUUUUUAUAUAUAACUAUAUCCACACGCCGUGUACACACCCGCUGCCAUACACUACAGGAGUCAAUAAACAAGGUGCAAUACUUACAAACUA